This is a messenger RNA of Abrus precatorius (Indian licorice), 3118 nucleotides long. RefSeq names its product probable helicase CHR10. Gene Ontology annotation, molecular function: DNA helicase activity; ATP-dependent chromatin remodeler activity; ATP binding. Gene Ontology annotation, biological process: chromatin remodeling; DNA repair. NCBI's taxonomy places the organism in Eukaryota, Viridiplantae, Streptophyta, Magnoliopsida, Fabales, Fabaceae. The transcript is spliced from 17 exons. The record is from RefSeq and is a predicted model, not a curated record. The coding region runs from base 161 to 2803 and encodes 880 amino acids.
AAGCCAGCGUAAACUAGAUCAUUCCCUCGCAAUUUCGUAGGUUCAAAAACCUUUUCCAGCUACACCGAGUCACCGACUCGAAAACCACUCACUCGCUCACGCUCUCUCUCACUCAACUGAGUCUCCGUCGCUCCGACUAAUCAGUGUCACUUUCGAUGCCAUGAAUUUGAGCUACGAACAGAGGCUUCAGGUUGUUGCAAAAAUCAUACUCGACAGCGACGCACGCUCUGGCGACGCGCCGCCAUGUCAGGAAGAGUUUGGGCUCACGGCAACGCUCAAGCCCCACCAGGUGGAAGGGUUGGCGUGGCUCAUACGGAGGUACAAACUCGGCGUCAACGUUGUCCUCGGGGAUGAGAUGGGACUGGGCAAGACUUUGCAAGCUAUCUCCUUUUUAAGCUAUUUAAAAGCAUGCCAGUUGUCACUCGGACCAUUUUUGGUUAUAUGUCCUUUAAGUGUGACAGAUUGUUGGGAGUCAGAGAUAGUCAAAUUUACCCCUAAACUAGCAGUAUUCAAAUAUGUUGGCGAUAAAGAAUACAGGCGCAAUCUACGCAUGAAAAUGCAUGAACAUGUAAUGCAGCAGUCUUCAACAGUGAAUGUCCUGUUGUCUUUUGAUGUGCUGUUAACUACAUAUGACAUUGCACUGAUGGAUCAGGAUUUUCUUUCUCAAAUACCAUGGCAGUAUGCAAUCAUUGAUGAAGCUCAAAGACUGAAAAACCCAUCAAGUGUUUUAUUUAAUGUUCUCAAAGAUCGGUAUAUAAUGCCAAGACGGUUGUUGAUGACUGGCACGCCCAUUCAAAACAACCUUUCUGAAUUGUGGGCGUUGAUGUAUUUUUGCAUGCCUUCUGUCUUUGGUACACUGGAUCAGUUCCUUUCUACAUUUAAGGACAUCAGUAAUCAUGCAUCAGUUCUUGAUGCUCCAAUGGUAAAGGAGCAACUUAAAAUUCUAAGAAAUGUACUGGGAGCCUUUAUGCUUCGACGUACCAAAUCAAAGCUUAUGGACUCUGGAAAUUUAGUUCUGCCUCCUCUCACUGAGACAACUGUGUUAGUACCCCUUGUCAGCCUGCAGAAAAAGGUUUACAGGUCAAUAUUGAGGAAGGAACUUCCUAAGUUACUUGCACUUUCUUCUGGAACUUCAAAUCAUCAAUCACUACAGAAUAUUGUGUUACAGCUAAGAAAAGCAUGCAGCCAUCCUUAUCUCUUUCCUGGUAUUGAGCCUGAACCUUAUGAAGAAGGUGAACAUCUAGUUCAGGCUAGUGGUAAACUGCUGAUUUUGGACCAACUUCUUGAGAAGCUUCAUUAUUCUGGACAUCGUGUCCUCCUUUUUGCUCAGAUGACUCAUACACUUGACAUUUUGCAGGAUUUUCUGGAGUUGCGGAAGUAUUCUUAUGAGCGUCUUGAUGGAUCAAUUAGGGCUGAGGAGCGCUUUGCUGCUAUAAGAAGUUUUAGUAGCCCAUUAGCUAAUAUGGGCUUGAAUUCUGAAGCUAACCAAAAUGGAGCUUUUGUUUUUAUGAUCUCCACAAGAGCUGGGGGAGUUGGUUUGAAUCUUGUGGCUGCUGAUACUGUUAUAUUCUUCGAGCAAGAUUGGAACCCUCAGGUUGACAAGCAAGCUUUACAAAGAGCACAUAGAAUCGGCCAGAUGAACCAUGUAUUGUGUAUAAACCUUGUUACAGAAUGUACAGUGGAGGAAGUAAUUAUGCGGAGGGGAGAGAGAAAAUUGCGGCUGAGCCUCAAUGUUACAGGUGAUAAUAUUCUGAAACAUGAAGAUAAGGAACAAUCUGAAGCCGGAACUGGUGAUUUGAAAUCCAUCAUAUUUGGGUUACAUUUAUUUGGUCCCGCUGAGAUCAAUGAGGGAAAAUGUACGGACAUGGACUUUCGAGAAAUUAAUGCUAUGGCUGACAAGGUGAUAGCUAUGCGUGAUGAACAAAUAUUUGACAAGGAUGAAAGGAAAUUUGAGGUCAAUCCAAGAAGCAUUCUAAAAGGAUAUGAUGUUAAGGAAGGAGAUUCUGCUUCUCUCUCUUGUGAUCUUGGUCUUGAUGAGGCUUCAUAUCUUUCUUGGGUUAAAAAGUUUGAGCAAGUGUCUAAAUCAAAUUGUGAUUCAACCAUGGACUUGAAGGGCAGAAGAAACUUAGAUGAGGAAAGGAGUCUAAAACUUGAGUCUGCAAGGAAGAAGGCAGAGACAAAGCUGUCUAAGUGGAAAGCACUUGGAUACCAGUCAUUAUCUGUAGAAGAUCCUAUAAGCCCACCAGAUGGUGAUAUUACAUCAGCUACUGGGUCUGUUCAUUUUGUGUAUGGAGAUUGUACAGCUCCAUCAAAUGUUUGUUCAUCUGAACCUGCUAUAAUAUUCAGCUGCCUUGACACCUCUGGACAUUGGGGCCAUGGUGGAAUGUUUGAUGCACUGGCCAAACUUUCUUCGACCAUUGGUGAUGCAUAUGAAAGGGCUUCUGAACAUGGGGAUCUGCAUCUUGGUGAUCUGCAUCUUAUAAAGCUCGAUGUUGUUGAUGGAUGUGAUGAACAAAAUAUGGAAGGAAAUGCUCCCAAAAUGGUUGCUUUAGCUGUGGUUCAAUCUUAUAAUCCAAGGCGCAAAGUCCCUCGCAGUGAAAUCUCACUUCCCCACUUGGAAAGCUGCUUAUCAAAGGCCGCGUUCUCAGCUGCUCAAAAUUCUGCAUCAAUACACAUGCCGCGAAUUGGUUAUCAAGAGGGAUCUGAUCGUUCCGAGUGGUAUACGAUAGAACGGCUACUGAGAAAAUAUGCUUCCAUUUAUAACAUCAAUAUAUAUGUAUAUUAUUAUCGAAGAGCACAUUAAGUCUUCAGGCUUACUAAACUUCCUUGACUCUAGGAUGGUUCUGGCAGAUACAAUAUUGAAGUGCUGUUUUAGUUCUUGGUUAUGCAUCCAUGCAUGUAUGUGUAUCACAAAAUCAUUUUACCCACGUGAAACAGCUUUAAUAAUUUGCAAAUUCUUGUAAGUUUAUAUUGGAGAUUAAAAAAAUAUAUUAAUAUAUAUUUAUAUUUUACAUGUACGUCUUUCUUGCUAUUAUUCAAACAAAAUUGUAAUUAGACUUGACAGAUUUGUGUCAAUCACCAUUACAAUAUGUCAAUAUUCUACUAAUGGAUUGAAGAU